Galendromus occidentalis (western predatory mite) is the source of this 1572-nucleotide messenger RNA. It is a transcript of the gene Tcs4, whose product is annotated as Threonyl-carbamoyl synthesis 4. The transcript is spliced from 7 exons. Gene Ontology annotation, biological process: tRNA threonylcarbamoyladenosine modification. Bases 178 to 1572 code for a protein of 464 amino acids. Gene Ontology annotation, cellular component: mitochondrion. The record is from RefSeq and is a predicted model, not a curated record. Lineage: Eukaryota; Metazoa; Arthropoda; Arachnida; Mesostigmata; Phytoseiidae.
GUAGUCGCGCGGCUGUUUCCUCGAAGAUUGAGUUCCAAUCGAAUUCUAGAUGUGCAACUGAGGAUAUCGACUAAAGCGUCGAGCCUGACAGGAAGAAGACGAUUCCAUUUGGCCCCUUAGGGGUUCGUCAAGCAACGUUCCCGUGGAAUUAAGUUCCCUCACGAGCACAGAGCAAAAAUGCUCCCCUCUUUCUUGAAGGUUCCCUCAAUAACGGGUGCCGGCCUGACGUCUAGCGGUCGGAGGAGCCUGCUGCGAUAUUUACAUCAUUCCACAAAGAGAAAACUUGUUCUCGGAAUCGAAACCAGCUGCGACGACACAGGAAUGGCUAUCGUCGAUGAAGCAGGGAAUAUCCUCGGCGAAGCUCACCACUCACAGCUCAGAACCCAUGUUCGUUUCGGAGGAGUGCUGCCCCCGCUCGCAAGGGACUUGCAUAGGCAGAACAUCGCAAAAGUUCAUUCGGACACUCUGAAGGCGGCUGGCGUGGACCCACGCGAAAUCGAUGCGGUGGCAGUCACGACAAGACCGGGCAUGGCUCUGAGUUUGGGGGUCGGCUUGGAGCACGCGAAGAAAUUCUGCAAGGAGAACUCCCUCCCGUUGAUCCCCAUCCAUCAUAUGGAAGCCCAUGCUUUGGUCGUUCGGUGCGAGAACCGCUCUGUGGACCUUCCAUACCUCGUACUGCUGGUGUCCGGCGGUCAUUCCCAGGUAGCCGUUGUCAGGGACGUGACGGACUUUGCGUUGCUCGGCAGCACGAUAGACGAUGCGCCAGGUGAAGCUCUCGACAAAAUAGCCCGGCGGCUCAAACUGAGUAACCUCCGAGAAUUUCGGGAACUCAGCGGAGGGGCCAGUGUAGAACUUUUGGCCAAACGAGGAGAUCCGAGGACGAUGAAGUAUCACCAACCCUUGUCGGACCGCAAGGAUUGUAAUUUUUCAUUCUCAGGUUUCAAAUCGAUGACUACAUCUCAAGUGAUGCGGCUCGAGAAGGGGCUCGGAAUCCGAGGUGACGCAAUUCUGCCGAACGCGGCUGAUAUUUGCGCCAGCGUGCAAUACUACAUGUGUUUGCACAUCAUGAAGCGAGUCUUCCGAGCUAUCAUGUUCUGUCGACGGAAAGGGAUCGAUUUCGGCGACCGUCUCGUCAUAUCCGGGGGAGUGGCCUGCAGCCUUUACCUCCGUGCGUUCAUGAGGCAGCUGUGCGAAGCCGAAGACGUCGAACUUUUCGUUCCGCCGCCCCGUCUCUGUUCAGACAAUGGAGUGAUGAUCGCCUGGAACGGCGUCGAACGGCUACGGGUCGGCGAAAAACCUAAAUCCCCUCAUGAGCUGGACGAGCUCGGAUUCGAGCCGAGUUGCUCUCUAGGGGAAGAUCUCAGAGAACAAGUCUCCAGGGAAUGCAUUCGCAUCCCACGCUUCAAAAUCGACCUGGUCAGAUUGCUCACCGAAACAGGUAACAUCCAUGCGAGCGGAUUCCCCCCCGAUAGAGGAAUUUCGCCGAAGAGAACAAGCAAGGACCUUGCGGAACAGAUCAAAUUACUCGAAGUGCACGACAGCGAAGAUACAAAGACAGCUGAGUUAGCCUGA